CGUGUGUCAAGAGCGAAACCAGAAACUAUCUAAUCGUGGUCAUAUCGCAGUUUUGAUUUUUCUUUCGUUCGGUAAACGAGAUAAAUCUGAAUCAGUCUGAAUAUUGAAUCCGUCAUUGGUUGGGGGAAGAACCACCGACAUUCCAACAUGUUGCUGUGAAAAGUAGUACCGAAGAAAUUUUCUCACGCGCUUAUCUCCCGUCUUUGGCACUUUCGCGCAAUAGGUUGCACACGAAUCGUUUCAGUUUGUGAAAAACUGUCCUCGGUGUGUUUUUUCCGCUGGCUUUUGGCCAUUUUCCGGUGAGUUUGCCGAGAUAAAUCGGCGUAGGAAUACAAGAAUCAUCCGGUGGCCAUCUUGGCGCGUCUCAAACAAAGCCCCCUCUCAGAACGGAGUGUGCUGUGGUCGGUUGUGUAUUGUGCGUAUUUCAAGCGCUGAAAAAACGCAAAUUUUCAAUGAAAAACACUGAAAAAGUGGCCGAAAGCACGCGGAGAAUGUGUCUAACGUAGUGGUGCGUGUGUGGAGUGUGUGCCCCAUGAGGGAAUUUACACGAAAAUGUGGAUUACUAACUGGAAGGAUUAUGAUUUACGGAUUAUAGUGUCUUCCGCGGUUUUACUGGCCCUAGCGAAUGUAGCAACAGCUUUCGUUUCCUGCUCCCCUAGUCCAUGCAAAAACGGAGGGACGUGUGUAUCGUCGCUGAAAGGAGGCGAUUCCUAUUGCAACUGUACGUCGAAAUACGUGGGUGAAUACUGCCAGCAUCUCAACCCUUGUCACACUGGUCCAGGUCCCCGAUGUCAAAACGGCGGUUCAUGCACUGUCCGAAUAUCAGCCGGGGGUUCACCAAGUUUCACAUGCGCCUGUCCGUUGGGAUUUAGUGCUUCGUUAUGCGAAAUACCAAUCGCAAAUUCGUGCGAUAAAAAGCCCUGUUUGAAUGGGGGUACUUGUUCGCUGAGAUCGUUAAAAGCGUAUCAGUGCUCCUGUGCACCGGGCUAUACAGGAAAACACUGUGAAAAGGAGGACCAUUGCGCUUCGCAACCUUGCCGAAACGGCGCAAAAUGCACAUCAGUGGGCGAUUCGUUUGAAUGCACGUGCGCUCCGGGAUUCACCGGUCCUGCAUGCAAGGACGACAAGGACGAAUGCCGUCAUAAGCCGUGCGUACAUGGCAAAUGUCAUAAUACGCACGGCAGUUAUACGUGUACCUGUGACGAAGGCUAUACGGGACAAAACUGCGAAAGCGAGUACAUACCAUGUGACCCGAGUCCGUGCCUGAACGGCGGACAAUGUCGCCAACGUGACAAACAUACAUAUACCUGUGAUUGUCCUACAGGUUUUCGUGGAACCAAUUGUGAAGAGAACAUUGAUGAUUGUCCAGGUCAUCAAUGUCGAAACGGUGCAACUUGUAUCGAUGGCAUCAAUUCGUACACGUGCCAAUGUCCAGCAACGUAUACUGGACGUUUUUGUACACAAGACGUAGACGAGUGUUCAUUAAGACCAUCAGUGUGUCAAAAUGGUGCCACGUGUACGAAUAGUAUUGGUGGUUUUUCAUGUAUUUGUGUUAACGGUUGGACUGGUGCUGAUUGUUCUGUCAAUAUCGAUGAUUGUGCAGGAGCGGCGUGUUUCAACGGUGCUACCUGUAUUGAUAGAGUUGGGAGUUUCUACUGCAGGUGUACGCCGGGAAAAACUGGUUUGUUGUGUCAUCUGGACGAUGCCUGUACAAGUAAUCCCUGUCAUGCGGAUGCAAUUUGUGACACAAGUCCAAUAAAUGGGUCAUAUACUUGUAGCUGUGCAUCAGGAUAUAAAGGAAUCGAUUGUUCAGAAGAUAUAGACGAGUGCGAACAAGGUUCGCCAUGCGAACACGACGGAAUCUGCGUUAACACCCCCGGCAGUUUCGCAUGCAAUUGCACGCAAGGCUUCACUGGACCACGUUGUGAGACCAAUGUAAAUGAAUGCGAAUCGCAUCCAUGCCACAAUGAUGGCUCCUGUUUGGAUGAUCCGGGAACAUUUCGUUGCGUUUGUAUGCCAGGUUUCACCGGCACCCAGUGCGAAAUUGACAUCGACGAAUGCAAAGAUCAGCCCUGCCUUAACGGCGGUGUCUGUCAUGACCUCAUCAAUUCGUUUAAAUGUAGUUGUGCAAUCGGUUUCACCGGUUCCCGUUGUCAAAUCAAUAUCGACGAUUGUGUUUCAUCGCCUUGUCGAAAUGGUGGCACUUGUCAUGAUUCAAUUGCCGGUUACACGUGCGAAUGUCCGCCAGGUUUCACCGGUUUGUCAUGCGAAACAAACAUCAAUGAUUGUCAAUCGUCGCCAUGCCAACAUGGCGAAUGUCUCGAUGGUGAAAAUUCCUUCAGUUGCACGUGUCAUCCCGGUUACACCGGUUACCUGUGUCAAUAUCAAAUCAACGAAUGCGAAUCGAAUCCGUGCCAAUAUGGCGGCUUGUGUCAGGAUUUAGUCAACGGUUAUCAAUGCCUGUGUAAAGCCGGGACUUCAGGACCGAAUUGCGAGAUCAACGUCAAUGAAUGUUACAGUAACCCAUGUCGGAAUAAUGCAAGAUGUGUCGAUGGAAUUAAUAGUUAUAACUGCGAAUGUAUUCCGGGAUUCACCGGCAAACAUUGCGAGAAUGACAUAGAUGAGUGCGCUUCAAACCCGUGCGCCAAUGGGGGCGUUUGCAUCGACAUGAUAAACGGUUUUCGAUGCGAAUGCCCACGUGGUUACUAUGACGCUCGUUGCCUUAGUGACGUUGACGAAUGCAAUUCAAAUCCAUGCAAACAUGGCGGCAGUUGCGAGGAUGGCGUCAAUCAAUUCAUCUGUCAUUGUCUACCAGGUUACAGUGGUAAACAAUGCGAAAUCAACAUUGAUGAAUGCGCGUCAAAUCCCUGUCAACACGGUGGCAUUUGUCACGAUCAUCUCGCCUCCUAUACUUGCGAAUGUUUACCCGGUUAUACUGGCAUUAAUUGUGAAACGAAUAUCGAUGAUUGUGCGAUUAAUCCGUGCAAAAAUCGUGGCACGUGUAUUGAUCAAGUCAAUGAUUAUAAAUGUGUGUGUGAAUUGCCGUUUACUGGACGUAAGUGCGAAGAUAAGUUGGAUCCGUGUACACCGAACCGGUGUCGGCAUAACGCGAAAUGUACGCCAAGUUCGAAUUAUAAGGAUUUUGCGUGUACUUGUAGCGGGGGUUAUACGGGGCGGUUUUGCGAUCAAGACGUCGAUGAAUGUGUGGUUUCGAAACCGUGCCGAAACGGCGCCACUUGUAAGAAUACCAAUGGGUCGUACCAUUGCAUUUGUGCGCUGGGUUAUGAAGGAAAAGACUGCAGUAUUAAUACGGAUGAUUGUGCUUCACAUCCGUGUCAAAAUGGCGCCACUUGCCUGGACGACAUUGGCGAUUACACCUGUCUAUGUGUGAACGGUUUCGAAGGUAAACAAUGCGACAUUGACAUCGACGAAUGUUUGUCAAAUCCGUGUCAAAACGGUGCAACUUGCAACCAGUACGUCGAUUCAUACACGUGCACAUGUCCAUUGGGUUUCUCCGGCAUUAAUUGUCAAACGAACGAUGAAGAUUGCACGGAAACUAGUUGCAUGAAUGGUGGUACAUGCAUUGAUGGUAUAAAUUCGUACACUUGUACGUGUAAACCGGGCUUUACCGGCUCAAAUUGCCAAAAUCGUAUCAAUCUAUGUGACAGUUCGCCGUGUUUAAAUGGCGCUACAUGUCAAGACCAUACCACGCAUUACACGUGUCAUUGUCCCUAUGGUUACACGGGUAAAGAUUGUGGGGAGUAUGUUGAUUGGUGUUCGACGAAUCCAUGCGAAAAUCAAGCGACUUGUGUACAAAACAAAAACCAAUAUCAGUGUUUGUGCGGCGUUGGUUGGACGGGGAAGGUAUGUGAUGUGGAAAUGGUCAGUUGUAAAGAUGCAGCACUGCGUAAAGUUGUACCAUUGAAAAAAUUAUGUAAUAAUGGGACAUGUGAGGACAUUGGGAAUUCCCACCGUUGCCAUUGUUCGGAUGGUUAUAGUGGUUCGUACUGUCAGACGGAAAUCAACGAAUGUGAUUCGGCGCCGUGUCAAAACGGUGCCACGUGUCUCGAUUUGAUUGGUUCCUACUCGUGUAAAUGCCCCAAAGGUUUCCAAGGCCAAAAUUGCGAACUAAACGUCGAUGAUUGCAAACCGAACCCGUGUCAAAACGGUGGCACUUGUCACGAUCUCGUUAAUAGUUUUUCGUGUAGUUGUCCAUCGGGUACUUUGGGUUACAUUUGUGAGAUUAAUGUCGACGAUUGUCGGCCAGGGGCGUGCCAUAACAACGGUACAUGUUUGGACAAAGUUGGCGGUUUUGAAUGCAAAUGCCCGCCUGGUUUUGUUGGCCCAAGAUGUGAAGGUGACAUUAAUGAGUGUCUGUCAAAUCCUUGCUCAAACGCCGGCACUCUAGAUUGCGUCCAGCUAGUAAACGACUAUCAUUGUAACUGUAAACUGGGCUUUAUGGGCCGACAUUGUGAAAGUAAAGUCAACUUUUGUGCGACUUCGCCGUGCCAAAACGGCGGUGUUUGUACAACAAUCCAUGCUGGGCACAAAUGCACAUGUCCUGAAGGUUUCUACGGAAAAAACUGCGAAUUCAGUGGUUAUGAUUGUGAUUCGAAUCCUUGUCAAAAUGGUGGUGUUUGUCGCAUCUCAGAUGGCGGCGGUUACAUUUGUGACUGUCCCAGUGGUACCAAUGGUACCAACUGUGAAAUUGACACGAUCAACGAAUGUGACAGUAACCCGUGUAAGCAUUUGGACGCCAUUUGCCAGGACAAACUGGGCGAUUAUGCGUGUUAUUGUCCCCCUAAACAUACGGGCAAAAAUUGUGAAAUUUACGACAGGGGUUUCCCCGGUGGUCUGGGCCGGGCAGUGGUACCAACCCUUGACGCCACUAGUUACUAUGCCAAGGAUUUGGAAAAACAGCGGCAACAAUGUAACCAGAACAAAUGCCCAGUUAAGCGUGGUAACGGCCGCUGUGAUGAGGAAUGCAACACUUAUGCGUGCGAGUUUGACGGGAAUGAUUGUUCCCUUGGGAUUAAUCCUUGGGCGAAUUGCACGGCAUCGACGAGGUGUUGGGAGGUUUUCAUGGACGGGAUUUGUAACGAGGAUUGUAAUAAUCCCGAGUGUUUGUUUGACGGACGUGAUUGUGAAAAAUCGCUACAGCCGUGUAACCCCAUUUACGACGCCUACUGUCAGAAACACUACGCUAAUGGGUUGUGUGAUUAUGGGUGUAAUAACGCUGAGUGUAACUGGGAUGGGUUGGACUGUGAAAAGGCACCGCCUGAGUUAGCCGAGGGUGUCAUUUCCAUGAUAAUCCUAAUGGACAUGCAAGGUUUUCGCAAGAAUUUGGUGGCAUUUUUACGCGACACUAGCCACCAGUUACGCACAAAUGUCCGAGUGAAGAAGGAUCAAGAAGGCCGCGAUAUGAUUUACCCUUGGUUGGGGUCAGAACCUAGCAAUUUUGACAGUUACUACACGCGUAAACACCACGUCAAAUACACCGAACAAACGCAAAGCGGUGUCAUAGUCUACUUGGAGAUUGACAAUCGGAAAUGUACAAUAACUGACAGUAGUGACAGUUGUUUUCAAACGGCAAGUGCCGCUGCUGAAUUUCUGGCCGCGAAAGCGUCAAAACACACACUGAGCCAAUCGUUCCCCAUUUAUCAAGUCAACGGUUCUAGUGGAAUAAUUGACGAUCUGGACACGCCCACUAAUGCGAAAUACGUGGUCCUUGGUUUUAUAAUCGUGUUUGCGUUCAGCGCUGCCAUUGCUGUCAUAGUAACCACGCAACGGAAACGCGCCAGUGGCAUCACGUGGUUUCCGGAAGGCUGGUCAUUGGCCAACACUGGGCCGCGUAGGCGGAGCCGCAGACGUGGCCCCGAAGGACAAGAACUGCGCAAUAUGGGCAAACACCCAUCGGUCCCACUCGAAAUUGAUAAUCAUGGGCAAGGUCAUGUGCCACAGUGGUCCGACGAUGACUCAGAUAUGCCACAACCGAAGCGUUUCCGUGGCUUGGAGACGGGUUAUGCGAGUGAUCAUACGGGGAUUACCGAUUACGAGGAGGCGGAGCCAAGGGUGUGGUCACAACAGCAUUUGGAGGCGGCUGAUGUUAAACCAAUCUCGAUGCUGACUCCGCCCCAAGGCGAUUUGAAUGAUGUUAACGCACGUGGACCGUGCGGUAUGACUCCAAUAAUGGUGGCGUCGACACGUGGCGGUGGCAUGGAUACGGGUGAGGAUGAUGAGGAUGAUUCAGCGGGGGCGGUGAUUCAGGAUUUGGUAGCGCAAGGGGCGGAGCUUAACGCUACCAUGGAUAAAACAGGCGAGACGUCGUUACAUUUAGCGGCACGUUAUGCCCGUGCCGACGCCGCUAAACGCCUACUUGAUGCCGGAGCGGAUGCUAAUGCGCAGGAUAAUACGGGACGAACGCCACUGCAUGCAGCUGUGGCGGCGGAUGCGUUGGGGGUUUUCCAGAUUUUGUUGCGGAAUCGGGCGACUAAUCUCAAUGCAAGGAUGCAUGAAGGGACGACGCCCUUGAUCCUGGCAGCGAGACUAGCUAUUGAAGGGAUGGUUCAGGAUUUGAUUAGUGCUGAAGCUGAUAUUAAUGCGGCGGAUAAUUCGGGGAAGACGGCAUUGCAUUGGGCCGCUGCUGUUAAUAAUGUGGAGGCGGUUAAUGUGUUGCUGGCCCAUGGGGCCAAUCGAGAUGCACAAGAUGAUAAGGAUGAAACGCCUCUGUUUCUUGCGGCAAGAGAAGGCUCAUAUCAGGCGUGUAAAGCACUACUUGAAGCUUACGCUAAUCGGGAAAUUACCGACCACAUGGAUAGAUUGCCACGAGAUGUCGCCAGUGAACGUCUACAUCAUGAUAUAGUGCGACUUUUGGAUGAACAUGUCCCAAGAAGUCCACAAAUGGUCAAUGUUAUACCGAAUAGUUCGAUGAUGACAUCACCUAGCGGCCAAUUACAAUUACAACAACCAACAGUAAUCGUCCCAAAACGUCAAAAAUCAAAAAGGCCGAGUAAAAACUCAAAUAAUAACAAUAACGCAUCGUUGGACCCGACAAGUCCCGAAAUGGAAACGAUCAACACCGGAAGUAUCCGACGUAAACCGAGCGUGAAAAAAUCAAAGAAACCAACCCCACAACAAGAAAUCCCCCAAAGUGUUGAUUCAAUAACUUCAACCUUAAGUCCAGUUGAAUCCCCAAUGACGACAAAUCUACCGAGUCCUUACGACACUGCAUCGAUUUACUCAAAUAUGGGCCUAACACCACAAGGACUUGAGUCAUUGAUUAAUAAACAACCACCAAGCUAUGAAGAUGUGGUUAAGAAUAAUUUACACGGUCUAGUUGGCUUGGAAAAUUACUCGUUCAAUUUGGGUAAUUUCCACGAUACGAUGAUGAUGCAGCAGCGCCAAUUACAACAAGCCAACACCUUAAGCCCACCCUAUUCGAAUCAAUCCCCGCCCCAUUCCGUGCAAUCGAAUAUGUCGUUAUCGCCGCAAGGUUAUAACGGUUCACCAUCCCCGGCCAAGACACGCCCCUCGCUCCCGACAAGCCCCACCCAUAUAGCGGCAAUGCGUGCCGCCACCCAACAGAAGCACGGAGGCGUGCCACAAGCACAAAAUUUACAAAUGGGUUUUGAUUUUAGUCAAACUGGAUUGGAGUUGCCAAUGGCGACAUAUCCAGGAUUGGUAAGUGGAAAUUUACAAUUUCAACAACAAAACUAUUAUCUGACUCCGCCCUCACAACACUCCGAUCUCUUACCGGAUAAUUUUCCAACACCGAGUCCGGAAAGUCCGGGUCACUGGUCGUCGAGUUCACCCCGGAGUUGUAAUUCGGAUUGGUCCGAAAAUGUCGCCAGUCCGAAUAAUACUUAUGGGGGUGGACAUCAGACUAACAAAGGCUCGGAUGCGAUCUAUAUUUGAGUAUAGAAUUAUAUGCCAAAAUUUACUAAAUACUACGUGCCUUGAACGGUUGUUAUUGUAAGAUUUUUUAUGACACAAUUGUACAUAUCUUUAUUUUUUAUUAAUAUUAUUAGUAGAGAAAGAGACAACUUAAGCAAGCUCCAAUCACAUGACAUUCGAUUAAUUAGGGUUUUUUUAUUUUAGUAAUUCUCAUUUAGUUAGCGUGUCUGUGAUUCAGAUAUUAGAAAAAGUAAUAAAAGGUUCGCUCGCUCGCUCAAAGAGGGCGUACGUAUCGUAAUUUUUGACAAUUUUUAUAAGACAAUAUAUUUUAGAAUAAAUUGUUAAUAUUUUUGAUAAAGAUAUUUAGGUAAUUUUUUAAACCAGUUUUUAAGUACAUUCCGUUGUUGGGAUCAAGUUUUAAAGCGUCUUUCAAAUUUCUGUAUAUUUUAAACCAGUUUGGAAGGUUUCUAUUUAUAUACUACUUCCUUUUUUUUUAAUUUUUUUAUAAUUGAAUCCUUGUAAAAAGUACUGAUUAGGCCACUAAUGAUGGAUUUAUUUUAAGGUUCUCUUUUUUUAGUUGAAACAUAUUGUACUAGUUGUUAAGUAAACGCAAAAAUUGCUUUUGUACUAUAUACAUAAUAAAUUCUUUUUUUUUUAAA
Tribolium castaneum (red flour beetle) is the source of this 8552-nucleotide messenger RNA. It is a transcript of the gene N, whose product is annotated as Notch. NCBI's taxonomy places the organism in Eukaryota, Metazoa, Arthropoda, Insecta, Coleoptera, Tenebrionidae. Gene Ontology annotation, molecular function: protein binding; calcium ion binding. Bases 553 to 7914 code for a protein of 2453 amino acids. The record is from RefSeq and is a predicted model, not a curated record. Gene Ontology annotation, cellular component: membrane. The transcript has 13 exons. Gene Ontology annotation, biological process: regulation of developmental process; cell differentiation; multicellular organism development.